AUGGAGUCUGGUAUUCCAUCCGAUCCCCCUUCGCGUUCUUUAACCGGUAAAGUCGCCAUCGUAACAGGCGCAGGCUGCCUGGGUGAUGGGAUCGGAAACGGACGUGCGAUUUCAAUACUGCUUGCCCAUGAUGGCUGCGACGUGAUCUGCGUUGACCUAAACUUGGAGUGGGCCAACAAGACCGUUGAAUUGGUGAACUCGAAGCCCGGUCAUGGACGAGCGUUUGCGGUUCGCGCAGACGUCACAUCAGAAGAAGACUGUCAAGUGGCAGUACGCUUUGCAAUUGAAAAGUUUGGCCGACUAGAUAUUUUAGUCAACAAUGUUGGAAUUGGGGGCGCGGCGGGCACUGCAGUGGAAGUUGACAUGGUUCAAUGGGCCAAGAGUAUGGAGAUCAACGUUGCCAGUAUGGUCCAAAUGGCCAAAUAUGCUAUCCCCGAGAUGGAUCGAAAUGACGGGGAGAUCAAAGGGAGCAUUGUGAACAUGGGCAGUGUUGCUGGGUUGAAGGGCGGGACACCUCAUUUGUUAUAUCCGACUGCCAAGGGCGCCAUUGUCAACAUGACCCGUGCUAUGGCGGCCCAUCACUCCCCUGAUGGGAUUCGCGUGAAUUGUGUCUGUCCAGGAAUGCUGUAUACCCCGAUGAUGUAUGGAAAGGGUAUGAGUGAAGAGGCGCGUGAGGCUCGUCGGAAACGAAGCUUGUUGGGAACUGAAGGGAAUGGAUGGGACUGUGCUGGAGCUGUGGUAUUCCUUGCUGGCCCCCACGCUCGAUGGAUGACUGGUGUUAUUCUGCCAGUUGACGCGGGGACAACAGCUGCCGUAGGAAUUGGCAUGACGAAGAGUGCAAGUGUUAAUGCCUAA
Messenger RNA from Penicillium coprophilum, 855 nucleotides. RefSeq names its product SDR family NAD(P)-dependent oxidoreductase. The record is from RefSeq and is a predicted model, not a curated record. Gene Ontology annotation, molecular function: oxidoreductase activity. The transcript has 2 exons. Lineage: Eukaryota; Fungi; Ascomycota; Eurotiomycetes; Eurotiales; Aspergillaceae. Bases 1 to 855 code for a protein of 284 amino acids.